GAUAACUCCGCAUGCGCGCAGUUCACAAAAUGUCGGGAGGACCGGUGGAGUUGGACCUGGGGUGAGAGAUUUAUUGGAAGAAAAGCCCCAACUGGAAGCAAACCAUGACUGAAGACGAGGGAACAGCAACAAGUGAACCAGCCCGAGGAUUGAGAGCAUCAACUGGAGAGAACCCAUCUGACUUGGAGCUUCCAGUGAUUCAGUCAGAACAAAGUUUGGUUGAAAAUGAUGAGGAAUUUGUCUACGGGAAUCGCAAUAGAUCACGUCAGUUUUGCUGUCUCUGACCAGAUAUUUACGAAGUGGAGCAAGGGAUUCACUUCAUCUUCCUUCCUGUUCAGACUGUGGGGAGGGAUUCACUCGAUCAUCUGACCGACUGGCACGACCGUCAUUUUACAUGGGGGAACCCAUUCACCUGGUCAUCUCAACUAAAGGUACAUCAGCAAGUUCAUACUGGACAAGGCCAUUCACCUGUUCUGUGUGUGAGAAGGGAUGCAGUCGGAUUUCCCACCUGUGGACACACCAGUCAGUUCACACUGGGCAGAGGCUGGUCAUCUGCUGAAUUUGUGGGGAAAAAUCCACUCAGCCAUCUGACAUAAUGGCUCACCAGUGAGUUCACACCGGGGAGUGGCCAUUCAUCUGCUCGGAUUGUGGGAGGGGAUUCACUUGCCCAUCUGACCUAAUGGCUCAUCUGCGAGUUCACACGGGGGAGAGGCCGUUCACCUGCUCGGACUGUGGGAAGGGAUUCACUCAGUCAUCCCAUCUGAAGGUACAUCAGAGAGUUCACACUGGGGAGAGGCCGUUCACCUGCUCGGACUGUGGGAAGGGAUUCACUCGGUCAUCCCAGCUGAAGGUACAUCAGAGAGUUCACACUGGGGAGAGGCCAUUCACCUGCUCAGACUGUGGGACGGGAUUCACUCAGUCAUCCCAUCUGAAGGUACACCAGCGAGUUCACACUGGGGAGAGGCCGUUCACCUGCUCAGACUGUGGGAAGGGAUUCACUUGCUCAUCCCAACUGAAGGUACAUCAGCGAGUUCACACUGGUGAGCGGCCGUUCACCUGCUCAGACUGUGGGAUGGGAUUCACUAGCUCAUCUAAACUGAAAAUACAUCAGCGAGUUCACACUGGAGAGAGGCCGUUCACCUGCUCAGACUGUGGGAGGGGAUUCACUUGCUCAUCUGACCUAAUGGCACACCAGCGAGUUCACACUGGGGAGAGGCCAUUCACCUGCUCAGACUGUGGGAAGGGUUUCACUCAGUCAUCUGAACUGAUGGUACAUCAGCGAGUUCACACUGGGGAGAGGCCUUUCACCUGCUCAGACUGUGGGAAGGGAUUCACUCGGUCGUCUCAACUGAGGGUACAUCAGCGAGUUCAUACCGGUGAGAGGCCUUUCACCUGCUCAGACUGUGGGAAGGGAUUCCCUGGCUCAUUGCAACUGAUGGUGCAUCAGCGAGUUCACACUGGGGAGAGGCCGUUCACCUGCUCAGACUGUGGGAGAGGAUUCACUUCCUCAUCUAACCUGAAGGUACAUCAGCGAGUUCACACUGGAGAGAGGCCAUUCACCUGCUCAGACUGUGGAAAGGGAUUCACUCGGUCAUCUGACCUGAUGGUACACCAGCUUGUUCACACUGGGGUCAGGCCAUUUUCCUGCUCAGACUGUGGGAAGAGAUUCAGUCGGUCAUCUCAACUGAAGGUACAUCAGAGAGUUCACACUGGAGAGAGGCCGUUCACCUGCUCAGACUGUGGGACAGGAUUCACUCAGUCAUCCUCCCUAACGAAACACCAGCGAGUUCAUACUGGGGAGAGACCUUUCACCUGCUCGGACUGUGGGAAGGGAUUCAUUUGCUCAUCUAACCUGAAGACACAUAAGCAAGUUCACACUGGCGAGAGGCCAUUUACCUGUUCAGACUGUGGGAAGGGAUUCAUUCGGUCAUCUCAACUGAUGGCUCACCAACGAGUUCACACAAGGGAGCAGCCGUUCACCUGCUCGGACUGUGGGAAGGGAUUCCCUUGCUCAUCCCAACUAAAGGUACAUCAGCGAGUUCACACUGGAGAGAGGCCGUUCAUCUGCUCAGACUGUGGGAAGGGAUUCCCUUGCUCAUCCCAACUGAGGGUACAUCAGCGAGUUCACACUGGGGAGAGGCCUUUCACCUGCUCAGACUGUGGGAAGCGAUUCACUCAGUCAUCUGAACUGAAGGUACACCAGCGAGUUCACACUGGGGAGAGGCCAUUCACCUGCUCAGACUGUGGGAAGGGUUUCACUCAGUCAUCUGAACUGAAGGUACACCAGCGAGUUCACACUGGUGAGAGGCCAUUCAUCUGCUCAGACUGUGGGAAGGGGUUCCCUUCCUCAUCCCAACUGAGGGUACAUCAGCGAGUUCACACCGGCGAGAGGCCGUUCACCUGCUCAGACUGUGGGAAGAGAUUCCCUUGCUCAUACCAACUGAGUGUACAUCAGCGAGUUCACACUGGCGAGAGGCCAUUCACCUGCUCAGACUGUGGGAAGGGAUUCACUCGCUCAUCUAUACUGAAGGUACAUCAGCGAGUUCACACUGGGGAGAGGCCAUUCAGCUGCUCAGACUGUGGGAAGGGAUUCCCUUGCUCAUCCCAACUGAAGGUACAUCAGAGAGUUCACACUGGGGAGAGGCCAUUCACCUGCUCAGCCUGUGGAAAGGGAUUCACUAGCUCAUCUCAACUGAAGGUACAUCAGCGAGUACACACCAGGGAGCAGCCGUUCACCUGCUCGGACUGUGGAAAGGGAUUCAUUUGGUCAUCUCAACUACAGAGACACCAGCGAGUUCACUGUGGUUAGAGGUCGAUCACCUGCUCAGACUUUGGGAAGAGAUUCUCUCAGCCAAAUCAACCAAAUGUGCAUCAUUGACUUCAAACUGGAGAGGCCGUUCGCCUGCUGUGAUUGUGGGGAGCGAUUCACUUCGUCAUCUAGGCUUAUGUAACUCUCGCUUCGUCUGGCAGCUUAAUGUAGGGGUAAUAGCCCCCCCAGCCCGGCCAAAUGUGAGAAAUCUCGUUUGGGUGGAUGCUGUCUGAUGUGUCCCCUGUUACAAAUCAGUUCCCCGAAAUUACAAAAAGUACACAAUAUGCGAUUAAACGAUUGAGCUUUCUGAUUCUUACUUUGACUAUAGGAUUAGUAAAACAAACAAAGUAAAAUGGCCCACUCUCUCCAUUCGUGCCUUCUCAUCUCUCCCUAGCAAAAUACCACAAAUUCUCUCUUCUAGACUCACAAGAAAGAACGUUUCUCUCAUUGGAUAGCCCCGCACUCCAAAACCCUGUUAUCUCUAGUCUUAGCCUAAACAUUGCUGCUACAGAGAAACCAUUACCUCAGCAGUGAAACAUUACUGAGAGGCCAUUACAUGAGCAGUGACACCUUGCAGCAUAUAACCAUAUAACAACCACAGCACGGAAACAGGCCAUCUCAGCCCUCCUAGUCCGUGCCAAACUCUUAAUCUCACCUUGUCCCACCUACCCGCACUCAGCCCAUAACGCUCCACUCCUUUCCUGUCCAUAUACCUAUCCAAUUUAACCUUAAAUGUCACAACUGAACUGUCCUCUACUACUUCUACCGGAAGCUCAUUCCACACAGCUAUCACUCUCUGAGUAAAGAAAUUCUCCCUCGUGUUACCCUUAAACUUUUGCCGCCUAACUCUCAAUUCAUGUCCUCUCGUUUGCAUCUCCCCUACUCUCAAUGGAAACAGCCUAUUCACAUCAACUCUAUCUAUCUCUCUCAAAAUUUUAAAUACCUCGAUCAAAUUCCCCCCUCAACCUUCUACGCUCCAAUGAAUAGAGACCUAACUUGUUCAACCUUUCUCUGUAACUUGACUGCUGAAACCCAGGUAACAUACUAGUAAAUCAUCUCUGCACUCUCCCUAAUUUAUUGAUCUUUCCUAUAAUUCGGUGACCAGAACUGUACACAAUAUUCCAAAUUUGGUCUUACCAAUGGUUUGUACAAUUUUAACAUUACAUCCCAACUUCUGUACUCAAUGCUCUGAUUUAUAAAGGUCGGUGUUCCAAAAGCCUUCUUCAACACCCUAUCUACAUGAGACUCCACCUUCAGGGAACUUUGUACUGUUAUUCCUAGAUCUCUCUGUUCCACUGCAUUCCUCAAUGCCCUCCCAUUUACCCUGUAUGUUCUAUUUGGAUUAUUCCUGCCAAAAUAUAGAACCUCACACUUCUCAGCAUUAAACUCCAUCUGACAACGUUCAGCCUAUUCUUCUAACUGGCAUAAAUCUCCCUGUAAGCUUUGAAAACCCACUUCAUUAUCCACAACACCUCCUACCUUGGUAUCAUCGGCAUACUUACUAAUCCAAUUUACCACCCCAUCAUCCAGAUCAUUUAUGUAUAUUACAAACAACAUUGGACCCAAAACAGAUCCCUGAGGCACCGCUAGUCACCGGCCUCCAUCCCAAUAAACAAUUAUCCACCACUACUCUGGCAUCUCCCAUCUAGCCACUGUUGAAUCCAUUUUAUUACUCUAGCAUUAAUACCUAACGACUGAACCUUCUUAACUAACCUUCCAUGUGGAACUUUGUCAAAGGCCUUGCUGAAGUCCAUAUAGACUACAUCCACUGCCUUACCCUCGUCAACAUUCCACGUAACUUCUUUAAAAAAUUCAAUAAGGUUUGUCAAACAUGACCUUCCACGCACAAAUCCAUGCUGGCUACUCCUAAUCAGAUCUUGUCUAUCCAGAUAAUUAUAAAUACUAUCUCUAAUAUCGCAUGUUGCACAUGUGACACACUGCCGGGUUCACACGGGAGAAAGUUUCAAUGAACUGCAUACUGGAUAUUUGUCCAUCACUGUUGCUGAAUGCAAUUUCGAGAGUGACUGUCGGUGCUGAACUCUGCAAUUAUUGCUGCUGCUCACCACACCCAGUUCUGCACCCUGGUCACUGGGCAUGGGAGGCGUUUCUUCUGCUGAACAUUCACCUUUAAUAUGACUGGAGUUUAAUAUUCUGGAUCCGCAACAAAUAAAACAGUUUAUUUUAAACUCUG
Hypanus sabinus (Atlantic stingray) is the source of this 5000-nucleotide messenger RNA. RefSeq names its product zinc finger protein 850-like. NCBI's taxonomy places the organism in Eukaryota, Metazoa, Chordata, Chondrichthyes, Myliobatiformes, Dasyatidae. Bases 680 to 2809 code for a protein of 709 amino acids. Gene Ontology annotation, molecular function: DNA-binding transcription factor activity; RNA polymerase II cis-regulatory region sequence-specific DNA binding. The transcript is spliced from 3 exons. The record is from RefSeq and is a predicted model, not a curated record. Gene Ontology annotation, biological process: regulation of transcription by RNA polymerase II.